Molecule: messenger RNA, 1792 nt
Organism: Panicum virgatum (switchgrass)
Lineage: Eukaryota; Viridiplantae; Streptophyta; Magnoliopsida; Poales; Poaceae
Exons: 3
Coding region: 23-1492 (489 amino acids)
Source: RefSeq, a predicted model, not a curated record
CAUUCGUGAUGAUCCUUCCAUCAUGUCCAAAGAUACCAUCUUGUCAUUGCUUGAGUGCAUCAAGAACUACUUUGCCUCUACAACUGGACCUCCUAAGGGCUUUCAGGACAAGAUUUGCAAGGAGUGGUUGAAGACAUCCAUGGGCUACAAAUGUCCUGAUGAAUGUAUCCUAUUUGAUGCGAAACAGUCUUCUCUGUGCAUGGAAGAUGGCCCUUUCAUCGACGAAGCAUUCUAUGGUUCAGAGAUAGCCUCAUUCAAAGAUGCCCUUGCGAAAAUUGGAGUGAUCAUUGAUGUUAAUUGUGGACAAGAUCUUAUUGCUCGUCAUCUCAGAAGCCACAAGGAUAGAACUACUAUUUCCCGGAUCUACAUGUACUUGAUGAAGCAUAAUUGGAAGCCUGACAACAACACCAGCGAUUGGAUUUGGAUACCAAAGGAAACAGAGGGCGGAGAAUGGGUGAGCUCAAGAAGCUGUGUUCUUUAUGAUAAGAACAAUCUUUUUAGCCUGCAGCUACAUAUUCUGGACAAAUAUUAUGACAGGGAGUUGCUUGACUUCUUUUCAAUCACUUUCGAUGUGAGGCAUGGACCUUGUUCUCAAGACUAUUGCAAAUUAUGGGCCACAUGGGAGAACUCAGUUCACAUGCUCACUAUGUCUGAUUGCUUUGCUUUCUGGAAGUUUAUUGCAAUUAACUGGACGAAAAAAACAGAGGAACUUCUUUCUGGUUGUGUCAAGGUUCCAGUAUGUACCAAUGGCAAGAUCAUUUUACAAAACAAGGAGAAUGUGUUCGUUCCUGAUGAUCUAUUGCUUGCAGAUUUGUUCAACAAGCUUCAUCAUCAAUCGCUUUUCAUCUGGUAUCCUUCUUCCACCCCACCAUCCAUGUCUCAAGCAAGACUUAACAGAAUCUAUAGUAGCAUUGGUGUUCAGAGAAUAUCCAAAGCAAUCACGAAGAAUGAUUCUUUGACCUUAGAGAAUGGCCGUUUCAGAACAGUUGAUUCGAGCAAGGUGAUUAAGGUUGGCUUGCUACAGAUAAUUAUCGCAUACCUUGCUGAUCCUGCUCUCGACAUUCCUGCUGAAGAGAGGCAGGGGAUGGUUUCUUGCCUUCUGAAUGUGACUGUCCAAGAGACUGAUGAACCUAUCACGGUGGGCUAUAGUGUAUGCUUGUCAUCUGGAGAGGUUGUGGAGGUGAAGGCCUGCCGAAUGAUUCGGUGGGAAAGGGAGAAUUCUAAGCUGUAUAUGCAGAGCAGCGAUGGUGAAUCCAGCUAUGAAGAGAAGAUUAAGUUUGCAACCUACUUUGCAGAUGAGAUAUCUAAAGGAGUGCUCUUUGAAAUGGCAGAUCAGAUCCCUUCGCUUGCUGAACUCAUAAAAUUUGGAAGCUUACUGGACUUCCAGGAUGGUGCUGUUGGGUUCUUGCUGAAGUCCAAGAAUCUGCAGCUGUUCCCUGCAGAUGAGGAUUUUCUGAAGUCUUCAAUGCUAGGUGGUAGCAAGAACCAGUAGAGUUCUGUGGAAUGUGUUCUUUUGGACAUGGUCGUGGUUCCUGAUGGUUUAAAAAAUAUCUGGUGUUGCAUCGGGAGGCUCAUGAAUGUGACUGCCUGGCUGUCUUCUGUUAGACUUAAUAUAUUAGUAUUAUUGCUAAACAGUUAUCGCUAGUUUAAUCGUGGAUUUCGACCCUCUUGGAACAAAACUUGUCAGUUGUUUCACUGCAUAUGCUUAUGUAUGUGUGAUAUGACACUUCCUUGAGUGUGGUGCUACUAAAGUACUAAUAUUAUCGUCAGUGCCUUGUGUGUGCUUUGUUGA